GCCGAUGGCUGCGGGGUCUCGCGCCGCCGCACGGUCCCCACGAGGCAGGCGACCCUCGGGCCCUGGGCGGCGGCGGCUGCCACGAGGCUGAGGAGGGCGGCGCGGCAGGCUGGAGAGUGUCGUCCGCGGCGGGCGCUCGGCCGGGUGAGGCAGGGAGGCCGUGGCAGCGACGCCGACGUCCUGCGCGUACCCCCUCUCCCCGCGGCACCCACCGGGCCCCCUCCUCCUCGGCGGCGGCGGCGGCGGCGGCGGCCACCAUCUUCCUCCUGCUGCCAGUGGUAGCGCUCGUCCGGCCGAGCUGGGGUUGAAAGACACACAGAAGUCUUCAUGGAUAUAGUUGAUACAUUUAAUCAUUUAAUUCCUACUGAACACUUAGAUGAUGCCCUAUUUCUAGGAUCCAACCUGGAGAAUGAAGUCUGUGAGGAUUUUAGUACAAGUCAAAAUGUCUUAGAGGACUCGCUGAAGAACAUGCUCAGCGAUAAGGAUCCUAUGCUAGGAUCUGCAAGUAAGCAGUUCUGUUUGCCUGUUUUGGAUAGCAAUGAUCCCAAUUUCCAGAGGCCUUGUUCAACAGUGGUUGGUCUUGACGAUAUUAUGGAUGAAGGAGUUGUUAAAGAAAGUGGCAAUGAUACCAUUGAUGAAGAAGAACUGAUUUUACCUAACAGGAACUUGAGGGACAAAGUGGAAGAAAAUUCAGUGAGAUCACCAAGAAAAUCACCUCGUUUAAUGGCACAAGAACAAGUAAGAAGUUUGCGACAAAGCACUAUUGCCAAGCGUUCAAAUGCAGCACCUUUAAAUAGCACAAAAAAAGCAUCUGGGAAGACUGUGUCUGCCCCUAAAGCAGGGGUGAAACAACCAGAAAGGUGUCAGAUUAAAGAAGAAGUUUGUACAUCACCGAAACCUGAAUACCAUAAAGAGAGCAGAAGGAGCAGCCGACAUAUUGGACAAAGUGAAGUGGUACCAGAAGUGUCAGUGUCUUCAGGUCAUUCUUCAGUGUCAUCUUGUCUUGAAAUGAAGGAUGAAGCUGGAUUAGAGUCUAAGCAGAAAUGUAAUAAUCAGGGAGAAGCAAAUGUGCCAUCUCAUGAAUUAAAUUGUCCACUCCUUUCAGAAACUUGUGUCAGUAUUGAAGGAAAGAAAAAUGAAGCUCUGAUGGAAUGUAAAAUCAAUACUGUUAGUACCCCAUUGUUUAAGUUUUCAGAUAAAGAAGAACAUGAACAGAAUGAUUCUGUUUCAGAUAAAAUGGAUGAGACUAUCGUUGAAGAAAUGAGGGCAAAGGGAAAAGUUGAACAAGAGUCAAAGGAGACGGUAAAAUUAUCCCACGCAGAUGACCAAAUUAUUGAGAAACCUGCAUCUUGUGCUGCUGUUUCUGGUGUUGCUGCUUGUACAAGUCCAGAUAAGACAGAAAAGAACCCUGUAGAUUUAUCUAGUUCUUUAGAUGAAGUAAAUGAAUGUAAUUUGGAAUUGAAGAAUAACAUGGAAGUUGCUGAUAAAGCUAAAAACUCCCUUCAUAGACAUGAAAUAGAAUCAUUGGGUUAUUGUAAAGACACAGAGUCUAAUGAUAAGCAGUUGGAGAACACUGAAUUUAAUAAAUCAAACUUAGAGAUGGUUAACACUAGUGCUUUUCAACCAGACAGUAAUAUUUUAGAAAGUGCUAUUUGUGAUGCACCUGACCACAAUUCAACACAGUUGAAUAUUGUUGAAAGUGUUAAAAUGGAGUCUCAUGAAACAGCAAACCUUCAGGAUGAUAGAAGCAGCCAGUCAAGUAGUGUUUCUUGCUUAGAGUCCAAAAACGUGAAAUCCAAACAUACAAAACCCGUAGUUCAUUCUAAGCAAAACGUGGCCACAGAUACUCUGAAAAAAAGCGUGGUAGCAAAGCACGAAUUAAUGCAUAACAAAACUAAAGUUAACGUGAAAAGUGUGAAACGAAAUGCUGAUGAACCAGAAUCUCAGCAAAAUUUUCAUAGGCCAGUCAAAGUGAGAAAAAAACAAGUUGAUAAGGAUGCAAAGAUUCAGAGUUGCAAUUCUGGGGUUAAAUCUGUGAAAAAUCAAGCUCAUUCUAUAUUGAAAAAAACAUCACAGGAUCAAAAUUCAGUACAGAUGCCCAAACCCUUCACUCCCUCUUUGAGUGAGAAGCCUCACGGCCACCCCGGUUGCUCUAAGGAGCCUCCUCAUCCCACACCAACUGGACAUUUGUUACCGUCCAGCCAGAAGCAGUGCCAGAAGCCCCUGCAGCAGCCGGCCCCAGCAGGGAAGACCAGUAGCCACGGGAAGGAAGAGCUAGAACAUGCUGGUGGUGUAGAGCAUUUGAAGGAAGAGGAUAAAUUGAAACUAAAAAAAUCUGAGAAGAACCUGCAACCCCGCCAAAGAAGAAGCAGCAGAAGUAUUUCUUUGGAUGAGCCACCGUUGUUCAUUCCAGACAACAUAGCGACCGUGAAGAGAGAAGGCUCCGAGCAGGGCUCUGCUUUGGAAAGCAGAUACAUGUGGACUCCCAGCAAGCAGUGUGGGUUUUGCAAAAAACCACAUGGCAACAGGUUUAUGGUUGGCUGUGGGAGAUGUGAUGACUGGUUUCAUGGUGAUUGUGUUGGGUUAAGUCUUUCCCAAGCACAGCAAAUGGGAGAGGAAGACAAAGAAUAUGUGUGUGUGAAAUGUUGUGCUGAAGAAGAUAAAAAGACUGAAAUAGUAGAUCCAGAUAUUUUGGAAAACCAAGCUAAAGUUGAAGUCCAUAGUGAAGAUAAAACAAUGGAACAUGAGAAGCUUGGGUUAUCAAAGCACACACCAACAAAUGACAAAGCCAAAUAUGUAGAUGAUACAGUGAAGCACAAGGUCAAAAUUUUAAAACGGGAAUCUGGUGAAGGCAAAAGCUCAUCAGAAUGUAGAGAUAGUGAAAUCAAAAAAUGGCAGCUAGCUCCUCUUCGAAAGAUGGGACAACCAGUUUUACCUCGGAGAUCCUCAGAAGAAAAAAGUGAAAAAAUACCAAAAGAGUCUACAACUGUUAUUUGCACAGGAGAAAAAGUUUCCAAAUCAGGUGCUCAUGAGAGGCAAGAGAUGAAAAAGAAGAAAAUUGAAAAGGGAGUGCCUAAUGUGCCUCCUCCUGCUUCUACGUCCAAGCCUUCUGCAGACCAGAUCAGACAGAGUGUCAGACAUUCCCUCAAAGACAUUCUUAUGAAAAGACUUACAGACUCAAAUUUGAAGGUACCAGAGGAAAAGGCAGCAAAAGUUGCCACAAAAAUUGAAAAAGAGCUGUUCUGUUUUUUUCGGGACACAGAUGCUAAAUAUAAGAACAAAUACAGAAGUUUGAUGUUCAAUCUGAAAGAUCCUAAAAACAAUAUAUUAUUUAAAAAAGUACUGAAAGGAGAAGUAACCCCUGAUCAUCUUAUCCGAAUGAGUCCAGAAGAACUAGCUUCUAAAGAAUUAGCUGCUUGGAGACGAAGAGAAAACCGACAUACUAUAGAGAUGAUUGAGAAAGAGCAGAGAGAAGUGGAAAGACGACCCAUCACAAAAAUAACUCAUAAAGGUGAAAUAGAGAUUGAGAGUGAUGCCCCAAUGAAAGAACAGGAAGCAGCCAUGGAGAUUCAGGAACCUGCAGCUAAUAAGUCAUUGGAGAAGACAGAAGGAUCUGAAAAACAGAAAGAAGAGGUUGACUCAAUGUCUAAAGAUACCACUAGUCAACACAGACAGCAUCUUUUUGAUCUUAACUGCAAAAUUUGCAUAGGUCGAAUGGCACCACCUGUAGAUGAUCUUUCUCCAAAAAAAGUGAAGGUGGUUGUUGGAGUAUCUCGUAAACAUUCAGACAAUGAAGCGGAAAGUAUAGCAGAUGCAUUGUCUUCAACCUCAAAUAUUUUGGCUUCUGAAUUUUUUGAAGAGGAGAAACAAGAGUCUCCGAAGUCAACCUUCUCACCUGCUCCUCGUCCAGAGAUGCCUGGAACUGUGGAAGUUGAGUCUACCUUCCUGGCUCGAUUGAACUUCAUCUGGAAGGGUUUUAUCAACAUGCCUUCUGUGGCAAAAUUCGUUACCAAAGCUUACCCAGUGUCUGGCUCCCCUGAGUACUUGACGGAGGAUCUACCAGAUAGUAUUCAAGUAGGAGGCAGGAUAUCACCUCAGACAGUUUGGGAUUAUGUGGAAAAAAUUAAAGCUUCAGGAACCAAGGAAAUUUGUGUGGUUCGCUUCACACCCGUAACUGAAGAAGAUCAGAUUUCUUAUACUUUGCUGUUUGCAUACUUCAGCAGCAGAAAGCGCUAUGGAGUAGCUGCUAACAACAUGAAGCAGGUUAAAGAUAUGUACCUUAUUCCUUUGGGUGCUGCAGAUAAAAUUCCACACCCUCUUGUGCCUUUUGAUGGACCUGGGCUUGAGCUGCAUAGACCUAAUCUGUUGUUGGGCUUAAUUAUUCGUCAGAAACUGAAGCGGCAGCACAGUGCUAGUGCCAGCCACACCGCCGAGACUCCUGAAAGUGUGCCGAUAGCAUUGCCACCUGAUAAGAAAAGCAAAAUAGAAGUUUCCACGGAGGAUGCCCCAGAGGAAGAAAAUGACUUUUUUAAUUCUUUUACAACUGUAUUACACAAGCAGAGAAAUAAGCCUCAGCAAACUCUUCAGGAAGACCUUCCUGCAGUAAUUGAACCUUUAGUGGAGGUAACCAAACAGGAGCCACCAAAACCUUUGAGGUUCCUUCCUGGGGUAUUGAUUGGCUGGGAAAAUCAACCUUCUACUCUGGAAUUAGCAAACAAACCUCUUCCAGUGGACGAUAUACUGCAGAGCCUUUUGGGCACUACUGGUCAGGUAUAUGAACAGGCUCAGUCAGUGACAGAACAAAACACUCUUAAAGAAAUUCCGUUUAUAAGUGAGCAAGCCAACUCCAAAGCAGAGAAAACAGAUACAGUGGAAGUCGCUGACAGUGAAGCCAAGGAAGUAAAGGUUAACGUAGAUGAUCAUUCAGAAUCUAUAGGUAAUUCAGUGGUGGCAGGAGAAGAAACAUCAGUAAUGGGGUCCUCUUCCCUUUCUCCUGGGCCAUUGACAAAUCUUAGUCUCAGAGGUAAACCACCAGAUGUUUCUACAGAAGCAUUCUUAACAAACUUAUCAAUUCAGUCAAAACAAGAGGAAACUGUGGAGAGUAAAGAGAGAACCUUAAAAAGACAGCUGCUACAAGAUCAAGAGAGUAAUUCGCAAGAUAAUCGGACUUCAAAUACUAGUUCUCCGUGCAGGUCUAAUGUAGGAAAAGGAAACACAGAUGGUAAUGUGAGUUGCAGUGAAAACCUUGUUGCUACGACAAGGUCCCCGCAGUUUAUCAACCUGAAAAGGGAUCCUAGGCAAGCAGCAGGACGAAGUCAGCAGAUCACGGCUUCAGAAAGCAAAGAUGGAGAUAGUUGCCGGAAUGGAGAAAAACACACCCUGCCUGGUCUUUUACAAAAGGAGCAUGUAACAGAGCAAGUCAAUGUAGAGGAAAAGUUGUCUUCUGUGGAGAAAAACUCAUGUGUUCAGCAGAGUGAUAAUUCAGGAGUUGCACAAAACUCACCAUCAGUAGAAAACCUACAUACUUCUCAAACAGAACAAGCAAAACCCUUACAGGAGGAGGUUUUAAUGCAAAAUAUUGAAACUGUACACCCAUUUCGAAGAGGAUCGGCAGCGGCAACAUCUCAUUUUGAACUUGGAAACACAUGUCAAUCAGAAUUUCCUUCUAAAAGCAUCAACUUUGCUUCCAGAAGCACCAGCCCCAGAACAAGUGCAAACUUUUCCCCCAUGAGGCCACAGCAGCCCAACCUUCAGCAUCUCAAGUCUGGCCCCCCUGGAUUUCCAUUCCCAGGACCCCCUCAGCUCCCCCCACAAGGCAUGUUUGGAUUCCCACCACAUCUGCCACCUCCGUUACUCCCCCCUCCAGGCUUUGGCUUUCCUCAGAAUCCCAUGGUUCCCUGGCCACCUGUUGUUCAUCUGGCAGGCCAGCCGCAGCGUAUGAUGGGUCCCCUUUCACAAGCAUCACGGUAUAUAGGCCCACAAAAUUUUUACCAGGUUAAAGACAUUCGGAGACCAGAAAGGCGCCAUAGUGACCCUUGGGGUAGGCAAGACCAACAGCAACUGGAUAGGCCGUUUAACAGGGGUAAAGGGGAUCGCCAGAGAUUUUAUAGUGAUUCACACCACUUGAAAAGAGAGCGACAUGAAAAGGAAUGGGAGCCAGAAUCUGAAAGGCAUAGACGCAGAGACAGAACCCAAGACAAGGACAGAGACAGAAAAAGCAGGGAGGAAGGGCAUAAAGAUAAAGAGAAGGCUCGGCCAUCACACGGUGAUCGAGGCGUAGACGGGAAAGCAAGCCGAGAUGGCAGGAGUGUAGACAAGAAACCAGAUAAACCUAAAAGUGAAGACCACGAGAAGGACAAAGAGCGAGAGAAAAGUAAACAUAGAGAUGGAGAAAAGGACAGAGAUAGGUACCACAAAGAUAGGGACCACACUGACAGAGCGAAAAGCAAAAGGUAAAGUUUGCAGGCUGCUUCAAGAUUGCAUUUAAACAACUGUUAAAUGUUGUAUCUUACAGACUUUACGAUUGCCUGCUAGGAUUGUGCCAUCUUUUAAAUUUUUAAUAUUGGUGGUUUGCAGAACAAUAAAUUCUGUGUGUUGGUGCAGAGCGCUCUGUGCCAGUGCUCAUCAUCCCUUCUUCACACCACUGUCCCUAGUUAUAGGAAUUUAAUAUUUUUAAAAGUUUUACAUUGCUGUAUAUUCAAAGAUUUGUUUUAUUAAUAUGCAAUAAAGGCUUAGAAAUUUUAGUUUUAUUUCUUAAUUGGUAAAUAUGGUUAACUAUGGAAUAUAUUUACUGCCUCUAGUGAAUGUCCUUUAUAUACUGACUAAUUUGAGAGUAACGUGUGCUCUGUAAGUUUGUUUUAAAUUGCACUGUUUUUACAGAAACUGUAGAGGAGCAACAAAAAGCCAAGCAACUUCAUAAUCGGAUUAUAUUAAUCAUUUAGUUGAGCAAUUUUUGACCAAGAAUCAGAAGCCCAAGGAGUACAUUUAUUGCUUUAAUUUCCACUCAUUGAAGGCAUUUAUUACCAUAUACUACAGCUUUGUGGUAGGCAUUAUUUUCCUUUUCCUUUUUGGCUCUUCGGAAACUUGAAUACUUCAGCUUGUACAUGAUCUUGUGUUUUGCUAUCCUUUUUACUGUAAAAUGUAAAUAUUUUAAGGGAUAUUUUGAUUCUAAAUAUGAUAAAAGAAUUUCUCACCUAUUUUGUGUGUGUGAUUUGAAAUUCGGUAGUAAAACAAUUUCUUCUUUAAAGCUUUAAUUACCUUCAGACAUUUUUAUUCUCUUACUCAGCCAAGAACGUAGGCAUAGCUAUGUCGAGCAUUAGAUGAGGGAGAAAAACGAUUUCUUUAUCUUAGGUUAUAGGCUGUGGAGAUAAGUCAUGUAGUUCUGAAGAGGCUAGAAUUUAGAACUACAGCUGAAAAACUGCCGCUAAAGCCCACUUUCUAGGUAUGUUUCUGAAAAGUGGUGCGCCGUCAAAAUUUGGUACACUAAUCAUUGUAAGACCACAGAACUUUGUAUAUAAGAGAAACGUGAAUCUUUUUGUAAAAUGUGUAAUUAACCCUAACUUGUUUGGGGGUCACUCUACAAUUUCAUAUUCUAGUUUUGCUUGAAAUACAAUCACAUGGAGGCUAUUGGUAAUCCACACUUAAGUUAAUUUACACUCUAAAGGACAUACUGUUUUGAUUGCUGUAAUUUAAAGCAAUAGCUACCAAAUGAUACUAACACUUGAGACCAAAAAGAGAAAAACCAGUGUUUUUACUUACCUAUAUUAAUGAAGAAAAAUAUGAAUGACUUCACGAAAUUAAGGUAAAGUUUGUUUUCUUAAAAUUAGAGUUAAAAAUAGGUUUUGAAACUGAAUCAGCCUUGCUUUUCUCACUGGAGAGAAGAGGAGCAGAAAUUCAAAACCACACAUUUUGUCUAGUUUGCAACAACUCUAUACCCUUUUUUUGUCAUUCUUCUCCUCUGAAAUUUAUCAUCAUGAAAGUUCUGAAACAGAGGACUUGUAUUAAAAUAAAGUUUGUUUAAUUUUGGUCUACUUUUCAUUUGCAAAUUGUUAGAAAACAAGUUAGUCUGCAAACGGACAAAACCUAAGGUCAAUCAUCUUACACCAUUAUGAAGAAAUUGUUGUCAAUGUUUUACCAAAACAACCCCACCUCAAAUCCAAAAAAUUAGCUUUGAUUUCAGAUGUGUGUGUUGUGAGUCUGCUUUCACUGAUGUCUCUGGUUGGGGGUUGAUCAUACCCCGGAGUUCUUUUGCAGGGUACAAGAGGAAUGGCUUCACGAGCGGAAGAAAGCCUCCACGUCAGUUUUCGAUGACCUCUGAGGCAGCUGUUUCUUAUACAUAUUGUUGUGAUGCUUACUUUAAAAUUCUUCCUUCACAUCUCCUUGGAUCUUGAUACAUCCCAUGUAGAUCGCUAUUAGUGAUGACUGGCUCCUGGAUUACAGGGCCAGUGAAUGUUAGAACCAGGUCUCCUAACCCCGCCCGUUGAUAAUGUUGUGGGGAGCAGCUUUGGGCAUAUCGACUGCUUGAGGUUCUAACUCGUGAGGACAGAAAGGGAAAAUGAGAGAAGUUUUCAGUGAAUAGUAGACCCAAAGGCAUUCUCAGUCUUUAAGUCUCACCUACAACCAGCUUUACAAAACAAGCUAGUCAGUUAUAUGAAGUUCAUCUUUCAGUUUCUCCUGUUUUAAGGAAAACUUGCUCUAAAAACAGUUCAAUGCUUUUUGAAAUUUAGAACCAUCUUAAGAUAGUUUAUACAUUCCUCUACUGAGUAAAGUGUAGGCGGUAUCUCUGCCUAGGAAGUUCCCUCCUUGUAAUCCUGUGGCAGUAAGAAAGCCCGGGACCCUCUGUGUGUUAGACCUUGUGCCGAGCGCUUUAUAGAAACCUUGGUCGGCCUGAAAGGCGGAGACUUAUCUUAGGGCUGAGGUAACUGGUACUUAGAAAAGUUGAAAAACUUGCCCAAGGUUAGACUGCUGUUGUCAGAGCUGGAACUGGCUCAGUUCUGCUUUUCUCCACAGUCCUUGUGCAUGGCAGUUGUGGGAUCUCUCAGUCUGAGGACUGAGAACCGGGUAGAGGACAAAGCCUGGUCAUUGUGGGUACCUUCCACAACCCUUUCUCUCCCAGUGCCGCCGGCCUGUCUGAACCCUUCCUGAGCAGCCCGACUCCUCAGAGUGAGCAGGAAGACACAGCCCGCCCCCUGUGGGUUCCUGUGCAGGUCUGCAAGCUCAUAUCAAAUCCUCGCUCUCCAGUCCUCUUUUAUUAGUUUUCUGUUGCUGCUGUGACAAAUUAUUACAACCUUAGUGGCUUAAAACCACACAAAUUUAUCUAACACUUGUAUAGAUUGGAAGUCUGAUGUGGAUCUCAGUGAGUGUCAGAAGGCUGCAUUCCUUCUGGAAGCUCUAGGGGACAACGCAUCUCCUUGCCUUUUCCAGCUCUAGAGGCCCGCCACUUUCUUUUCCAUCUUCAAAGCCAGCAUGGGGCAGAGUCUUUCUCAUGGUGCUGUCUCUGACCCUCCUUUCUGACUCCCUCUCUACUUUUACGGACCCUUGUGAUGACAUUGGGUCCACCUAGAUAAUCCAGGAUAAUCUUCCUAUUUUAAGGUCCACUAAUUGUCAACCUCAAUUCUAUCUGUGACCUUAAUUCCCCUUUGCUGUGAAAUCUCACAUGUUUCCAGGUUCCAGGGAUUGGAAUGUGGACAACUUUGGGGCCAUUAUUCUAUUUAGCACAGCUCUUGACUUGCUAAUUGUAGCUUAGUUGUGAGUGAACUAAUGAAUCUUAAGUGUUUGGAGUUAGAAAAUAUCUAAGGCCAUAGUAAAUACGUUUAAAAGUUAAGAAAAAUAAUACCAACAAUAGGGAAGAGAAUGGAAUGACAACUUAAGCUGCGUGCAUGUUAACGUGUGUAUAUGCGUUUGGAUUAACAUAUAAACCUACUUAAGUGGUAAAUUUAUGAUCAGCUGUUCUUUUUAAUAGAAGCUGUAUUUUUAAAGAAGAAUAUGAAUCAAGUUUAAAAGCGUUAUGAGAGCUUGCAAAUGAAUGAGAUCUUAUUAAAACAAAUAGUUUAUUUAAUUUCCACAUUCGAAUAUACCAGUUGCGCUAUUCCCAUCUUUUCAGAUCCCUCUAAAACUGAUCAGGUGACCACUCACUGGUGACAGAAAGGGCAGUAGACAUACUCACCACUUGACUUUUGUCUCCCAAAGCAAAUCACGAAUAAAAUUGGUUGCUGCUUUUAAAAA
Messenger RNA from Equus quagga, 10224 nucleotides. RefSeq names its product PHD finger protein 3 (gene PHF3). The coding region runs from base 328 to 6456 and encodes 2042 amino acids. NCBI's taxonomy places the organism in Eukaryota, Metazoa, Chordata, Mammalia, Perissodactyla, Equidae. Gene Ontology annotation, cellular component: nucleus. The record is from RefSeq and is a predicted model, not a curated record. Gene Ontology annotation, biological process: DNA-templated transcription. The transcript has 16 exons.